AUGAACAUUCACUACGGUGUGGACAUUGGCAGGAAGACUGCUGAGGAGAAGAAGGCCGCAGAGGCCAAGGAGGCGGCCGCUGAGGACCCCAAGGAGGGCUCCAACCAUGUGAAGCGGAAGUUCAAGGAGCGCACCCGCGGCCGCAAGCUGGACACCCACCUGGCGGAGCAGUUUGCCCUGGGCCGCCUGCUGGCCUGCAUCAGCAGCCGCCCCGGGCAGUGCGGGCGCUGCGACGGGUACAUCCUGGAGGGCAGGGAGCUGGAGUUCUACACCCGCAAGAUGCAGAAGAAGGCCAAGAAGCACGCCUAG
Molecule: messenger RNA, 309 nt
Organism: Monoraphidium neglectum
Lineage: Eukaryota; Viridiplantae; Chlorophyta; Chlorophyceae; Sphaeropleales; Selenastraceae
Product: 40S ribosomal protein S8
Exons: 3
Coding region: 1-309 (102 amino acids)
Biological process (GO): translation; maturation of SSU-rRNA from tricistronic rRNA transcript (SSU-rRNA, 5.8S rRNA, LSU-rRNA)
Cellular component (GO): ribosome; cytosolic small ribosomal subunit
Molecular function (GO): structural constituent of ribosome
Source: RefSeq, a predicted model, not a curated record